CUGUAAGAGGGAGGAGGGAAGCACUAGUCACACACCGGCGCACGUUAGCGAGGCAAUGUUCCUAGAUUGAAACGGAGAAGGUGAUUAGAGGGGCGGAAAUCUCAAAGCAGACACAGUGCAACUAAUUUAUCGACCUCUUUCCUCAUUCGCUUAACUCAACUUGGCUAUUCUCUCUUCUCUAUAAGUUCCUCUCCUCCUCCAUUGUUUUUCCCUCCCAUUCUUCCAUUUCCAUUUCUUCCCAUGGAAUCCUCGCCUGCCAUUCGUUCCUUUCACUAUCCCAUGGGCACUAUGUCCCAUGUGCGAGCCUGCCUUGAGAAGCAAGCUGUACUUCCCAUCCAUAAUGCCAGAUGGAACUCUAAACGUAGGCUUUUCAUCCAGCAUUUGGCAUAUGGUCAGAAGCACAUUAAUUCCCACAUGAAGGGGAAAAGCGCACUAGUUUCAUCUGCAAAAACAGCUGAAGCUAUCAACACAUCCAAUUCUGAUGCUUCUUCAGAUAACACCCCCCAAGGCUCAUUGGAGAAAAAGCCUUUGCAAACUGCUACUUUUCCUAAUGGAUUUGAGGCUUUGGUAUUAGAGGUCUGUGAUGAGACUGAAAUUGCUGAACUGAAAGUAAAGGUUGGAGAUUUUGAAAUGCAUAUUAAGCGAAACAUUGGAGCAACAAAGGUUCCUUUGUCUAACAUUUCACCAACUACACCACCACCUAUCCCAAGUAAACCUAUGGAUGAAUCAGCACCCAAUAGCCUGCCACCAUCACCACCAAAAUCAUCUCCUGAAAAGAACAACCCAUUUGCAAAUGUUUCCAAAGAGAAAUCACCAAAAUUGGCAGCAUUGGAGGCUUCUGGGACCAAUACCUAUGUCUUAGUAACAUCUCCCACGGUUGGCUUAUUCCGAAGAGGUAGAACAGUGAAAGGGAAGAAGCAACCUCCUAUCUGUAAAGAGGGUGAUGUAAUCAAAGAAGGGCAAGUCAUAGGGUAUUUGGAUCAGUUUGGCACUGGACUUCCUAUAAGGUCUGAUGUGGCUGGAGAAGUGUUGAAGCUACUUGUUGAGGAUGGAGAGCCUGUUGGUUAUGGAGACCGUCUUAUUGCUGUCUUGCCUUCUUUUCAUGAUAUCAAGUGAGCUAGCCUUUUCCUGUUGAUGAUUAAUCAUGCGGCAUUUUUUAUUAGGGGAGCUAUUCGCAAAAGUUUUUAAUAGGUUACAAAUAAAUGUGACUAAAUAUUGGGUAAAGGAGGUUCGUUGUUGAAAAUCAUACUUUGUAUACCAAUUUCUUAAAUUGUACUGGAUAAGCUAUUCUGUGACCACCUCGUUAUGUAUCUUUAGUUGCGGAGUUUGAUUGCUAGCUUGCCUUUUUAUUAUUAUUUAUUUUCUCCCAAAAGAAUUUGUGUAUAACUUGUUUUUGAGAUUUGAAACCAGAAAUAGAAACACUGUAGUAUUAGAAUAUAUAGAAAUAUUGUAUUCUCAACAAAAUUAUGAUCUAAUAGUCAUUACUUAUCA
Glycine soja is the source of this 1491-nucleotide messenger RNA. Its product is annotated as biotin carboxyl carrier protein of acetyl-CoA carboxylase-like. The transcript has 9 exons. The coding region runs from base 241 to 1116 and encodes 291 amino acids. The record is from RefSeq and is a predicted model, not a curated record. NCBI's taxonomy places the organism in Eukaryota, Viridiplantae, Streptophyta, Magnoliopsida, Fabales, Fabaceae.